Molecule: messenger RNA, 487 nt
Organism: Saitoella complicata NRRL Y-17804
Lineage: Eukaryota; Fungi; Ascomycota; Saitoellomycetes; Saitoellales; Saitoellaceae
Exons: 3
Coding region: 91-369 (92 amino acids)
Source: RefSeq, a predicted model, not a curated record
GCUCCGUACGCGUGUGUGCAGGUCGGUAUCAGGCAUCGAUAGCAAGCAAAUACAUCUCCAUAGGUACACGUACUUCCCGACAGCUCAGCCAUGCCGUUGAACAUCCUGAAGCACAAAAGUUGGAAUGUAUACAACACGUCAAACGUUGAGAGAGUUCGGCGAGAUGAGGACGCCGCUAGGAGAAAAGAAGAGGAGGAGGAAAUGCGCAUGCAAGACGCCGAUAGGGAACAACGCCUUAACAUCCUCCAUGCAAGAGCGGCAGAGUCUCGAAAUAGGGAUGAAACGCUGUUAUAUCAAGGGGACAUAUACCACGGCGCAAGAGCCCCAAAUCGCUCUCAUCAUGAUUGCGAGGUGCUUUCAGUCCACUGAUUACGAGAUGUCGUGAUGCUGACACUCCAAACAGAGCCUGAACACCAGUCGUAACUUCCUCAACCCGGAAGAGAGUAAUCAACGGCCAAGCUCGAGGACACGCCAGCAACAAAGAGAU